Molecule: messenger RNA, 744 nt
Organism: Saccostrea echinata
Lineage: Eukaryota; Metazoa; Mollusca; Bivalvia; Ostreida; Ostreidae
Exons: 2
Coding region: 1-744 (247 amino acids)
Source: RefSeq, a predicted model, not a curated record
AUGAAAUUUACAUUACAGGCAGAGAAUAAUAUAGCUAAAAUCGAAAAUGCGCUGGAAGAUAUGAAAAAGAUUCAAUUACUGCAGCAAGAAGUUGGGGAAGGUGUCUCUCUUUUGUCCCAAGGUGGUCUAGAUGUCAGCACUGAGAAGGUUACUAUUGAAAGUAUCAUGAACAGAACGGAACAGUAUUUAAAAGGAAUACAGUUGGAUUUUGGAGCUGAUGGAAAUGGGACAAACAAAGACAAUCAGACAAUACUUGAUAUUCAGGUCGUAGUCCAUGACAAGAACCCCUAUAUUUUUGGACAACAUUCUGAAGCAUCUGCUGUGACAUCAAAAGUGACAUCAGUCGUUGUCAGUGGUGAUAUCAGACCAGAUGUAAAAUUCAAAAAUACAGGAAGUAUACAGUAUCAGGAUUAUAUUCCAAAAAUGGAUCCCAAUGACCCGGAAAAAAUCAUUUAUAUCACAUUCACAAUGAAAAAUGAGGGGGAUGCUGCAGUAGCUUAUAUCAGACCACACGGUAUGGACCCUGGUGUUCAGAGUACCCAUUCACUCUACACAUUGUAUCUGGGGGACGUGACGUAUCCAAGAUCCUCCUCACACGACUUUUCUAAGACGUUAACUAUCAAUGAUUGGACAGAUUAUGGAUUCAAAACUUUUAUUCGACAAGGUUUAUGUCACAAAGGUUCAUGUUAUAUUGGCCUCAAACCAAUAGAAAGUAAGUACAAAACAAAUGAUUUUGCUUUUUAA